AUGAGCUUCGUUCCCUUGAACCCGCGGCCUAUGCUGCAAUCACUAGUUAGUGAUGAAGUCCGCAUUCGUCUGAAGUGGGGCCAGGAAUACACCGGUCUGCUGGUGUCGGUGGAUUCAUACAUGAACAUUCAACUUUCCAACGCCGAGGAAUGGAUCGAUGGAAAGUCGGGCGGUAGUCUGGGUCAGGUCCUUAUCAGGUGCAACAACGUCCUCUGGAUCUCGGCGAACAACAAGACGAAGAAGGAGGACGUGGAGAUGAGCUGA
Molecule: messenger RNA, 264 nt
Organism: Aureobasidium namibiae CBS 147.97
Lineage: Eukaryota; Fungi; Ascomycota; Dothideomycetes; Dothideales; Saccotheciaceae
Product: small nuclear ribonucleoprotein SmF
Exons: 3
Coding region: 1-264 (87 amino acids)
Biological process (GO): mRNA splicing, via spliceosome; spliceosomal snRNP assembly
Cellular component (GO): catalytic step 2 spliceosome; U1 snRNP
Molecular function (GO): RNA binding
Source: RefSeq, a predicted model, not a curated record